Molecule: messenger RNA, 3303 nt
Organism: Sitodiplosis mosellana (orange wheat blossom midge)
Lineage: Eukaryota; Metazoa; Arthropoda; Insecta; Diptera; Cecidomyiidae
Gene: hrg
Product: poly(A) polymerase type 3
Exons: 5
Coding region: 1201-3180 (659 amino acids)
Cellular component (GO): nucleus
Molecular function (GO): poly(A) RNA polymerase activity; RNA binding
Source: RefSeq, a predicted model, not a curated record
GUUUUUUUGCCUGUGGCCGGACUGUAAUUCGUGCGGCCAUUUUAUCCCUUAUUAUUUCGGAUUAGGUGAAUGCGUGCGAGCGAGUGAGCGAAACGAAGCGAAAAAGGUUGGUUGUGUUUCUUUUUUUUGUGGUGUGUUUUACAAGUGACUCAAGAACUAUAUAGACAAACAUGCAACUCAUGAGACCGCAUAGUCCGAAUUGAUUGUCAAGCGAAAACAUGCUCGUUUUUUUGGGUAGCAUAUGAAUUGGCUCCGAAAUCAAUGUCAAAAUAAACAGAAACGAAAAUUGUUCAGUGUUCCAUUUGCUGCGUGGUGUAUUUUUUCCGUUUUAAUUUCCCUUCGUUUUAUUCAUUUCAAAUAGUUAUUCUCUAGAGAGAAACACAAUUUAGUUCAGAUCAUUUUUUUGCCAAAUGCGAAUCAAAAAAGUAUUCCACGGGAAAAUUAUCACACAAAUUUAGUUGUCAGAUUGAUGCGAUUGUGUGCGACGUAAAAAAAAACAAACGAUUACUCACUCACAAAAUUGUUUAGUAAACAAAUAACAAAGGAAAAAAGAUAGAAAUCCCAACGAAUUUUCUGGGCAAUUUGUCGUCAGUGUUACUUGAUCGUGAAUUAUGAAUCAAAUCUGUUAAAACGAUUCUGUGUACGUAGUGUUUGGUUUGCAUGGAACAACAACGUAAACCAUCAACCUGCCGGCUUCUGUUAAUACGCGUCAAGAGACGACAGAUACAGACGAAAAACUCGGACGUGUCGUAAUUACAUUUGCAUUGAAUUGGGAUAGCAUCGUCUUUGUCUCGUCGUGCUGCGCUUGUUUAUCAAUUUGGCGAAUGUUCCGCAUGCGAUCAAGACGACUGUAAUUGAUUCGGUAUUUUCUUUGCUUUUCGGUGAAAGAUAUUUCGAUACGACGUACACAGUUUACUUGGAUUUAAAGAUCACUCAUUCAUUAUCAGUAAGAGCGGAUUCAUUCGAGUUUUGGGAGGUGUUACAGUGCUAUUUUGCAAGGAGACGAUCUGCAUAACACAGGAUAAAUUGGUAGAAGCAAGCAAUCUUAUCACACAUACACUAUCGGUGCUGGAAAACACAAAAGAGGAGAAUCACAUUGGAUCCGGAUCACUCGAUCAGACGCCUGUAUUUGCAAGAGCAGCAAGCGUAAUUGCACGCGCGUCGCUAACAACGAGACGAGGGUGGCGGUAAAUCAAUUACAUGUUAGUGAUCAAAUCGCAAAAAGCAAUAAAUAUGUGGAAUUCGGAAGUGACAAAGCAACAAGGCCAACACUCAUCAGCGCAAAAUGGCAAUGCAACACGAAACUAUGGCAUGACAUCGGCCAUCUCAACAGCUGGCCCAAAGCCGGAAGACAUUGAAGCAACUAGUGAAUUGCGAAAGACCCUUGAACGAUUCAAUGUGUUUGAAUCGGACACAGAGCUAAAUCAUCGCAUGGAAAUUUUAGCCAAAUUGAAUACACUUGCCAUUGCGUUCAUCAAAGAUUUGUCCAUCAAUCAGAAUGUACCGGUCGAAACGGCGUCCAAGCUAGGCGGUCGUAUUCAUACAUUUGGUUCAUAUCGUUUGGGUGUACAUUCGCCGGGCGCUGAUAUUGAUGCGCUGUGCGUUGCACCGCGAAAUGUCACACGUGAAGAAUUCUUCACAAUGUUCACCGAAGUGUUAAAGAAACAAGCGGAAGUGACCGAGUGCCGGGCGAUUGAAGAGGCAUUCGUGCCGGUGGUUAAGAUGAAUUUCGAUGGGAUCGAAAUCGAUUUGCUGUUUGCACGUUUGGCACUCAAAGAAAUUCCGGACGAUUUUGAUUUGGGCGAUGACAUGCUACUCAAAAAUCUUGACCAGAAAUGCGUACGCAGCUUGAACGGUUGCCGGGUGACCGAUGAAAUACUCAGACUUGUACCGAUCAUCGAAAGCUAUCGCCUAGCAUUGCGGGCUAUAAAACUCUGGGCGAAAAGACGUGAGAUCUAUUCAAAUUCAUUGGGAUAUUUCGGUGGUGUAUCUUGGGCGAUGCUCGUCGCACGCACCUGUCAAUUGUAUCCAAAUGCCGCAGCUGCGACAAUUGUUCAUAAAUUUUUCCUAGUAUUUUCACGUUGGACAUGGCCGAAUCCGGUACUAUUGAAGCCACUUGACAAUGCCAAUCUCGGGUUUCAGGUGUGGGAUCCACGGACAAGUGUAGCCGAUCGUUAUCAUCAAAUGCCAAUCAUUACUCCAGCCUAUCCACAACAGAAUUCGACAUUCAAUGUGUCGGCGUCCACAAAACGGGUCAUUCAAAUGGAAUUCGAGCGUGGCUAUCAAAUCACCGAGGAGAUUAUGAUGGGCAAAGCCACCUGGGAAAAAUUAUUCGAAGAACCCGAUUUCUUUCACAAAUAUCGACAUUUUCUUGUGCUUCUGGUGAGCUCACAAACGGCCGAAGAUCAUCUGGAAUGGUGCGGUUUGGUUGAGUCAAAAGUCCGUUAUUUGGUCGGCAAUUUAGAACGUAAUCAAUACAUUAGUUUAGCCCAUGUCAAUCCAAAAUGUUUUGAUCGUGUAAAGCAAUCGUCAUUGAACGGUUCGAUUACCGAUGCAAAUGAUAAAUUGGUCACCGCACCAUUCUGCUCAAUGUGGUUCAUCGGAAUGGAAUUUAAGAAAACGGAAAACUUAAAUGUCGAUCUCACCGAAAGUAUUCAAAACUUUACGAAUUUAGUACAUAAGCAUGCGACCAGCAUCAGUUUACAAAAGGAGGGUAUGGAAAUUGAAGCGCGGCACGUGCGCCGAAAACAACUUAAUAUGUAUCUAGACAAAGAGAUACUUAAUCGCAAGAGCUCGGAUUCAACGACGACGACCACAUCAACACCCGCAGCAGCAGCAGCAGCAGCAGCAGCACCGACAGCUACGGCUAAAAAACGUGUAUCUACUGAAGUGAUUCAGCAACAGACUCCAACCCAACAACAAACACCAAACGACCCAGCUCAAACGACAAAAAGACAAAGGACUAAUGAAUAUUUUGACGAAAUGGAAAGUCCGUCCUUUGAUGCGAUGAAGACUAAAGCUAAAAUUAAUCUUAGUGCUGAAAAUAAUGUAAGUAAACGCGAUAAUAUUGGCGGUGGUGAUUCCGAUUUGACUGAUGCAACAUCCGGAUCACCUGUGCAACAAUCGCAACAGCAACAGCUGAACGAAGCGUCAACCGUUACAGCCACCGCUUGCUCGUGACUAAAAUAAUUCAAAUUGAUUUAAAAUCGUUCAAUAUAUUUUUGAAGUAACGCAAAGAAAAAAACCACUAAAUCAAUUUUUGAUUUGAGUAAACACAAAAUGCAAAAAAAAACCAAAAAAAAA